AUGACGUCACAAAUCAUAAGACCGCAGGUCACCACUGCCAUCGUCGAUAACACAGUGUCGAAUUCCCUCGCCAACGUUCUGCAAUUGCUUGUUGUAAGCGACGUGAUAGCGUCGACUUUGAAUCCACGAGCUGCUGCACCAUGCGUGCUGCCCCCAGUGUCGCCAAUUUGCGAGCCGGUACCACCUCUGAUUUACACCCCCACCGUUGAUGUUAUUGCGCCCCGAACUGAGUACAUACCCCCCUGUGCUCCGGCGAUAGACUUGAUUCGGCCUCGUUGUCCUUGCGUUGAGCCACUGCCGAGUUUAUACGGUGUGACGGAAGUCCUGCCACCUGUAUUUAACGGGCCAACUUUGACAGCUUUAGGACCAAAUAGAUGCACACUGAACGAGUUUAUACCGGGUCCGGCAAAUUUUGCACCCGCAUUCCCGACACCUGUAUGCUUACAGGAGUUAGCGGGGCCAGUACAGAUGAGUUUGGGCCCCAAUUUCUGUGGAGGUUUCACGGAGCUGAUUGGCCCUUUGUCUAACUUUGCACCAAUCACCGAAUUAAUUUUUCCACCAAGCAUUCCUGGACCUAUGACAUGUAACGUCGGAUGUACGCCGCCAUCCAUUGCCUAUGCUAAUGUAGAGCCAAUACCAUACACUGGUGUUAAUUACUUUUAU
Iphiclides podalirius (scarce swallowtail) is the source of this 663-nucleotide messenger RNA. The record is from the annotation of a GenBank genome assembly. Lineage: Eukaryota; Metazoa; Arthropoda; Insecta; Lepidoptera; Papilionidae.